AUUUCAAAGCUACAUGCUGUCUGAUUGAUAAAGUAGAUGCCUUCUGGAAUUAUACCGUACAAGUAACUGCAAAAACGAUUGCUGGAGUGAAUGGAUCAGAGACUGUAUUAGGAACAACCGCUCAAUCAACACCUGGUAAUGUCACAAACGUGCAAUUAAAACCUGAGGAGGAAGUGACGAAACCAAGAACGCUCAAAGUAUCAUGGGAAGAACCAAAGAAACGAGAUUUAAAUGGCAUUCUUACAGAAUAUCACAUAAGAUGUACUAAAAUUGAUGAUAAAAGUGUCGUGUACAGCAAUAGAACAGCCAGUAAUAUUCACUCUUGUGUCAUGACUGAUAUCCAGCCAGGAAUCUACAAUGUGCAGGUGUUUGCAGCUACAGUUAAAGGUAACGGCAGUCGGGUAACAAGGAUGGCAACUGUACUACCUGGUGCUCCGCUCAAACUUGUCGAAGAGACAGAAAACAGUUUACUUAUGCAACAGAGUCAAGUUAAACCAGCGGAUGACGAGAGACAAAUUGCCGUGAAACUUCCGUUAAGAGACCUUCUUUGUAAUAUACGUAACGGCAAGCUAACACGCUGGGGAGUAAUUGUUUCACAGGAAAGCCAAGCAACAGAUAAAACUUUCUCAGGAAGUACAACAGCUUUCGAUUAUAAAGUUUCAAACACAUAUAAAAGUUGGUUUCAAGUGAAAGACAUGGAUCGUAUAUCACCUUACAUAACUACACCCAGGGAUUGGAAAGUGCACUGUCUAACUUUUUAUGGUAGUAUGUUUAGAAGAAAAAAAUAA
This is a messenger RNA of Mercenaria mercenaria, 788 nucleotides long. RefSeq names its product tyrosine-protein phosphatase Lar-like. The transcript is spliced from 6 exons. Gene Ontology annotation, molecular function: protein binding. Lineage: Eukaryota; Metazoa; Mollusca; Bivalvia; Venerida; Veneridae. The record is from RefSeq and is a predicted model, not a curated record. The annotation marks the transcript as partial.